Molecule: messenger RNA, 399 nt
Organism: Ostreobium quekettii
Lineage: Eukaryota; Viridiplantae; Chlorophyta; Ulvophyceae; Bryopsidales; Ostreobiaceae
Source: the annotation of a GenBank genome assembly
AUGGACAACGCGGAGUGGAAGAAGCGGCUGUCGGAGUUGCAGUACAAGAUCUUGCGAGAAGCGGACACCGAAGACCCGUGGACCGGAGCAUACCUCAAGGUCAAGACAGCGGGCGUGUAUCACUGCGCCGCCUGUAACAACCCACUGUUCGCGUCGGGCACGAAGUUCAACUCGAAGACCGGGUGGCCUUCGUUCUGGCAACCCGUGCAUCCCGAGCGCGUGAUCACGCGCCCGGACCCUCGCUACAACAUGGAGCGCACCGAGGUCCUGUGCGCCCAUUGCGAUGGGCACCUGGGGCAUGUUUUCAAUGAUGGGCCGCAACCGACAGGGUUGCGUUACUGCGUCAACUCCGUGGCGCUCUAUCUGAGGCCCUCGAAGGACGCGACUGAUCGCCCCUGA